AUGAGUUUAAGAAUUAUAUUGAAACGUGAUUUUUCACAAUGUAUUAGAGUAUUUGAAUCAGGAAUAAAAUCGUCAACUACAACAACGAGUAAUCGAUUUCAAGCUCAAUAUGGCAAUAAGAAUAAUGAUAAUACGAAAAGAAACACUAAUAAUGGGAAUCGAUUUCAUAAUAAAUAUAAUAAUGAAUCACGUCGAUCAUAUCCGAAAACCAAAUAUCAACAACAAUAUCAACAACGGAAACAACCUUAUAUUAUUGAUCCACGUAAAAUCAAAUUUAAUAAUGGAACAGAACUGGCAAGAAAUGCCAUUGAAGAAAUCAUUAAUCGAAUUUAUAAAUUACAAAAAAAUUAUCAAAUUCAAUUAAUUACUAAUUCAGGAUUGAAAAAUUAUCAUUUAUCAGAAAUAUUACAAAAUUUAGAUUUAUCAAUAAAUGGUCUUCAAUUAAUUGAUAAAUCAACCUCCACCACCACUACCACCACUACCACCACCACCAAUAAUGGGGGUAAUGAACUUCCAUUGAUUAAAAUAAUUACUGUUCGUGAAAUGAUUAAUCAAUAUUCUACUUAUUUAAAUAAUUUAAAACAAUUAGAAUUAAUUAAAUUAGGAUCAUUGAAAACAUUAAAAACAUUAGAUAUAAAAUUAAAAUUAGAACAAAAAAAAUCCACUACUAAAGAAAUUUUAAUUAAAUGGAGUAUUAAUAAUAAUGAUUUUAAAUUACAAAAAACUAAUGAAAUCAAAAAAUUAAUUGGUAAUGGUAAUGGUGGGAAGAAUUUUUUGAUUAAUAUGGUUUAUAAUAAACGAAAUAUUAAUAAAUCUAUUGAUACAAUUUAUAAAUAUCAAUGUAAAGGUGAUGAAAUUGAAGAAAAAAAUUUAAUUGAAAUUGAAUUACAAAGAAGACAAUUAUUAAUUAAUAAUUUACAAUCAUUAUUAACCGAAUUGAAUUGUAAAUGGAUUAUUGAAGGUGAUAUAAAUACAAAAAUGACAUUUAAUGUUACACCUAGUAUUAGUCAGUCAACCACUACUACCACCACACAAGAACAAGAACAAGAAGAUUAUAAUGAUAUUGAAGAAAAGAAAUUGAAUAGAACUGAACGUAAAAAAAGAAAAUCUCAACAACAACAACAACAACAACAACAACAACAAAGUAAAACUAAUACUACUAAAAAAGAUGAAGAUGAAGAAGAUUUAGAUGCUUUAUAUCUGUUUAAAAUUGAAGAUUAA
Candida dubliniensis CD36 is the source of this 1221-nucleotide messenger RNA. RefSeq lists its product as uncharacterized. The record is from RefSeq and is a predicted model, not a curated record. The coding region runs from base 1 to 1221 and encodes 406 amino acids. Lineage: Eukaryota; Fungi; Ascomycota; Pichiomycetes; Serinales; Debaryomycetaceae. The transcript has a single exon.